Molecule: messenger RNA, 2515 nt
Organism: Seminavis robusta
Lineage: Eukaryota; Bacillariophyta; Bacillariophyceae; Naviculales; Naviculaceae
Source: the annotation of a GenBank genome assembly
CUGUACUGUACACUGUAGGUUUGCCGCAUAGAAUGAACCCGAGCCUUUUGGUAGGCACACUUCAGCCACGGCUUCGCAUUCCUUUCUUUGAGAACACUCCGGUUCGCAUGUCAUUCGUCACUUCCCGACACGCAGCAACCAUCGGCAUCCAUUCAAUGGAACAACAAGACCAGCGAAGGAAGAAAUCCGUCGCAUUCUCAUAGUUUCAAUGGAACAGCCCUCAAUCAGCCUCUCAAACCACUCUCUCGCUGGCACUAAUAAACUUUAUCAACCCCCACCGCACCAUGAAGUCGUCGUCUUACAGGGCAAUCGCUUUGCGCUUGAGUCGCCUUCAGCCAUCAACUACUACCACCACUAUUGUCACCGUUCCUUGGCCCCCUGCUCGCACGUUUUCGUCAGCGUUGCCUGAUCGCAUCGAUACCGACGACGAGGACGAAGAAUAUCCUACUGUUACCAGAAGUGCCGCGGCCUCUUCCGGCAAUUAUUUUUAUCGGUCUCGUCGCCACAAAACGCCAACUCGAAAUGUUCAUCCGGUUUUUAGCACUACCGACGCACACCCCCAUCCCACGCGGAAGCAACCAGAAGAAGCAAACAUGGUAGUUAAUAAUAACAACAAUGCCAUCAGCCCCAAAAUUCAAGAAUGUACCUGUGGAUAUCAAAAGGAACAAGAUCUCUUGAAAGAAAAUGCAGAGCCUCUACCACCACCACUUCCUCAACCAGUUUAUUCGGUUCACAAGAGAGUCUUGCCCUCCAACCUUACGGCACUGUCAUCACCAUUGGGCCGACAAUUUCUCUUGGAAAGCAUGGCGGCUCUCACUGCAGAAUCGUAUUGGGCACUCACGGAACAAUUCGUGAACCAGAGUGAUCCGGCCUAUUGCGGGGUCACCACUCUGCUCAUGGUAUUAAAUGCCAUGAACAUUGACCCCGGUGUUCGAUGGAAGGGUGGCUGGAGAUUUUAUGGAGACGAAGAUGUAUUGCUACAACGCUGCUGCUUGAACAAGGAACGCAUUCGACGAGUGGGAAUCACCAUGGAACAAUUCAUGAUUUUAGGAACCUGCCACGGAACGAGAAUCACCAUGAAGAGACCGCCCCCGCCAGCAGAAAACGACAAUAAUCAUUAUUCCGACAGCAUGGACACUUCUUCUUAUUCAUUGCAAGAAUUUCGAAAGGACUUGAAGGAAACACUGGACAGUCAAUUCAACCGGGAAAAUUCCAUGAUUGUUACAUCGUAUUCUCGUGCGGCCCUACAACAAACUGGUGACGGACAUUUUUCUCCCAUUGCAGCCUUUCACGAACCCUCGGACCACGUUCUUAUUUUGGAUGUGGCAAGAUUCAAGUACCCCCCUUAUUGGGUAUCCGUCAAGGAGCUGUACGAGUCCAUGCAACCCGUGGACGAAGCAACCCAGCUGCCACGAGGGUGGUAUGUCAUGACACCACCUUCCAACGCCGUUCAUCACUCGUAUCAAAUGACGGAUGAAGAUAGACGACCGGCUCAUCUUGUGCCUUUGGCACAUGAAAAGGAACCAUGUCCCUUGGGUGAAAUCAAGGUUCAGUUCUGCCCCGCCAAAGCCAAGGCAGAGAAAGAAGCGGGAGUAGCCCCCAAAGAGCUUCAAUGAUUUCAGUGAGGAGAAAGGGAAAGAAUGCUCCUGGCUACUCGGCUUGGAGAUUCGGCUUGGAGAAACGAAAGAGAGGCUCCGGUCUGUCCAGGUACAUUUGACUGCCAAGUGACAUUCCUGCCUGGCUGGAGCACUAUGCUAGAGCUAGAGCUACCGUUGAUGCAGGUUUUGAAUUAUCUCAGCGGGACGAAAUCUAUUGAUCAACUAGACGUCCUGCUACGUGUAGGUAGAGCCAUAGGUCGUGAUCGUGCCCACGACUGUGGAGUUGACAGAAGCGCAUGCCACCAAGAAGAACAGCAUGGGUGGAAUUUCUGUGUUGCUAUAUCUUUCAGGACGUCGCUCAGCAAGCAUAAAUCCAAGUUGCUUCCAGUCUGAGUAUUGGCCAAAACCUCUAAGUCGCGCGCAGAGGCGUCAAAUUAUUUUGCAGAGAAAUCUUCUUUUUUUCACCCCAAAUGAAGCCGAGAGCCGAGACGAAGGAAAACAGCUUAGGAAUAGAAGUUGAGGUAAAUAUGAGAUGAUCAAUGGAGUACAUGUACAGGAGGUCUCCUUUGAAUAUUUCUGUAUAUUUAAUUGUUUACCGCAUCUACCUGUGUCCAAAGCUUUGUCACACAGUGAUUCAGCUCAAGAAAGAUGUCAUCUUUGUCACAUCACUUUCGGUUCUCGACGAUUUGAUAUCAAAGAACAUUUGACUAAGUUGGACGAGUGGAAAGAAAACAGUCUCAUUUGCCUUUCCUGUGGGGAAAGCCAGAUAGCGACACAGUGCUGAUUGACUUCAGCUCGUUGUGGAGCUCGGCUGUAGUUUGCUCUGAUAAAGAUGUUUUCCACUGGAUCUUUCGCGCCUCUUUACGCUGAGGAAUAUCUGGAUGUUGGUACCGGUACCAAUGCAACGGUGAACAGGA